Eimeria necatrix is the source of this 546-nucleotide messenger RNA. Its product is annotated as 60S ribosome subunit biogenesis protein NIP7, putative. Gene Ontology annotation, molecular function: RNA binding. The record is from RefSeq and is a predicted model, not a curated record. NCBI's taxonomy places the organism in Eukaryota, Apicomplexa, Conoidasida, Eucoccidiorida, Eimeriidae. Gene Ontology annotation, biological process: ribosome assembly. Bases 1 to 546 code for a protein of 181 amino acids. The transcript has 5 exons. Gene Ontology annotation, cellular component: nucleus.
AUGCGGCCCCUCACUGAGGACGAAAUUAAGCUUGUUCUAGAGAAGCUAUCGAAGUUCCUCGGAGACAAUUUGCUUCAUUUGAUUGAAAACUCGUCAGAUCCUCACGUGUUCCGAUUGCAUCGCGACCGCGUGUUCUUCUUGAGCGAGAAGUUGCUAAAGGCUGCCGGAUGCAUUCCACGCAAAAACCUUCUGAGUGUUGGUCAAUGCAUUGGUAAAAUCACGAAAGGCCGGAAGUUCAGACUGGGGAUUACAGCCCUGCAUGUGAUUGCAAAAUACGCACCUCACAAGGUGUGGUUAAACCCAGGUGGCGAGCAAGCGUUUGUCUACGGAAAUCAUAUAAUCAAGCGCCACGUAGGCCGACUAACUGCAGACAUGCCGAGCGGGGCAGGUGUCUGCGUGCUUUCUUUGAACGGGGAUUUGCCUUUAGGUUUUGGUACGAGUGCAAAGGCAACAGCGGAGAUCCAUACGGCUUCUACGGAAGCAGUCUCGUUCUACCACCACGCAGAUGUGGGCGAGUACCUUCGCGAGGAAGCCGACCUCGUUUGA